AUGCUACCACAUGGUCGGCCACAGAGACAUGCAUCUGCGGCUGCCUGUGCUGCCGAGGAUCAGGAGGCGGACUCUCCGUGUUCCUCAGCAACGCAUGCAGCUGGACAGCCGGUGGGAGACAGUGAAAUUCAGCUAUCCCCGUCUUCUGCAGCAGCAGCACGUGCAGACGACGGCAUGGCCGGCUCUAGCCUUAGGGCAGAGGCAGAAACUCUUUCUCUGCUUCCUGAAUCACAGUUUUGGAUGCUUCUGCAGGAGCAGGUCGGGGAGUUAAAUAAGUUCGCGACCACCAAGGAGAGGCAAAUUCAGGCUGACCUUAGGCGGAUUGCUGCACGCUUGGAACAGCACUCCGAACUAUUGGGGGAUGAAGAGCCUCUGAUCGAAGAACAGUCUGCCGAGAUCGUCCAUCUCGACUUGUACAUUCGAACAAACCACAAGGCGCUCCUUUCCCUCUGCUCCCACUUUGACCGCCUACUCACCGGAGCAAAGACCGCGAGGUGGUUCUCAACUUCGCUGCUAAAAGAGGCGUACUGCAAUGUAGAUCUAGAGCGACUUGUGCUGAUGUUAUCGCUUCUCUGGGGAAAGUACAGAUCCAAGCUCGAGGGGAAGCACUUAGGAUCGGAAGCCUGGAAACCUCCAGACUCUUUUGUGCGUCUGACCACCAAGUAUUGGAUCCGACCAGAGAACAUUGUUCGCGCGCAAUGCCUAAUUGUUCGCCAUUUACCGUUUUUGGUCUUCGGGGCUUCCGACAAGGACUUGGAAGCGUCACUGCUCGGCACGGAGGCGUCUAAAGAAGGCCACCUGCUGCCUUCGUGCAAAACUGCACCAACGCAAAUGGUGGCUUCUGUGUACUUUGAUAGUGCUGAUGCCUACUGCUAUGAGCGCCGUAUUCGCCGUUUCGAAGGCGCCCAACUGCUGCGAUUUCGUUGGUACGGAUCGAAUAACAACGGCCCGGAUGAGAACAUCUUUAUCGAGCGGAAGACGCAUCAUGAGUCUUGGAGUGGGCUAAGUAGCACAAAGCAGCGCUUCGUCAUACCCCAGCGCCUUGUUGCGCCCUACAUGCUACUGAAACGCAACACCCGUGACCUCCUUCUUGAGGCCUCGAAUUUUCAGGCAGUGUCUCAACACUCUGUCAAAGCUCAUCAAAGGGCGUCAGAGGCCUCAAGUGGAGGAUCCAGCACUCAGACGGAGGCGGUGAUGGGGGGAGCCUGUCCAGCGGAGCAGGAGGCUGCAGCGUUCAUUGCCAAGGAUCCAAAGUUGAAGAAGGCAAUCGCGCUCGGCAGCGAGAUUCAGGAUGAAAUCGCCGAACACGAGCUGCAGCCCAUGCUGCGCACGAGCUACCUGCGUGCUGCCUUCCAGUUGGCGACCUCUAACGAGGUGCGAAUUUCCCUGGAUACGAACCUCUGCAUGGUAAACGAGUUUAGGCCCCAACGGCAGGAGGAAAGCGGUUCUAAUUGGUGCCGCUUGGCGGACGAGCUGCUGGGAAAGGACGAAGUUGUUCGAUUCCCGUAUGCCAUCCUGGAAGUCAAGAUUCAGCAAGAGCCUCCGCCCACCUGGGUACAGAGCAUGCUGCUCCUCUCAGACGCAACCUUAGUCUACAAGUUUUCAAAGUUCCAGCACGGCAUGGCCUUCCUGCAUCGUGACAAGAUCAGCAGCGGACUGCUGCCUCAUUGGCUGCAGCCGCUAGCAGUUCCCAGCGAACAGCAGCAGCAACAACACCACCAGCAGCAACGCGGCGACACCCUGCGUGCGCCGGUCAUAGGGGCCUCGCUGUUCGAGUCUGUCCGUAACAGCGCGGACAGCCUUCUCACGCCGCUUACCCGUAGUUUUGCCGAGCAGCACGCCCUUCAAUCCGAGGCAGCGGGGAUGAGCAGGUGGAAGCGUCGCUCGCUGUUGCCGAUCGGCGUCGGGGAUUCGGCUGCUAGCGGUUUGGGAGACUGGGCGCUUGUUUGCACGUGCGCGCAGGAAGAUAUAUCGCAAGCGGCCGCGCACCGCACGUUGCAGUGGCUGCAGAAGGAACAGCAGUUGCAGCAGCAGCAGGCGCUUCGCGAUAUUCGCGACAGCACCUUCGUCGAGGGAGACGCUCAUCAUGAUGGGUACCCCCCCGAAAAGGGUGACCUCCCAAUCAGCAGCACAGAUUCCCUACGGCGUCGGCUCUUCCGCCGUCACGUAAGGACAGUUCGCAAGAUCGAUCCCAAGAUCGCAUUUGCCGGGGAGCGUACUUUCCUACAUUAUGUUCAAAAGGGUCUCUACUUGGCAGGUGCCAGUCUCGCGCUGGUCGCUAAGGCUAGUGCAGCGAACAUCCAGCAGCGGAUCGAUUCCAGGUGGGGGCCACUAUUGGCAUUUGUUGCUGCUGGGAUUGCUACAGUCCUGGCGCUUCUGUUGCAGUCAGAUAUAGGUUUAAGGCACGUCCUCCACAGGCAGCAGGAAGAACGUGCCGCACACUUUGCGCCCACCCACCCCCCAUGCUACUGCCGCAAAAGGACAUGUUCGCAAGUGGGCAAUUUGGGUAGCACAGAACACGGAAAUAUGAGCGCGCCACCAUGGCGUGAAGAGACGCUCUACUCCCGUCAUCCAUCUAACGGGGUUCCAAAAAUAAAAGAAAGGCAAAAACAAGGGGAGCAGCACGCCGCUGUAGCUAUAGCCUCUGGCUCGGCUGCACACACGGCCUUAUAUAUCUACACCCCAGAAAAACCUCACGAAGUUCCCUAA
Messenger RNA from Cyclospora cayetanensis, 2709 nucleotides. Its product is annotated as vacuolar transporter chaperone 4. The transcript is spliced from 19 exons. Bases 1 to 2709 code for a protein of 902 amino acids. The record is from RefSeq and is a predicted model, not a curated record. Lineage: Eukaryota; Apicomplexa; Conoidasida; Eucoccidiorida; Eimeriidae.